Messenger RNA from Diospyros lotus (date-plum), 651 nucleotides. RefSeq lists its product as uncharacterized. The transcript has a single exon. The record is from RefSeq and is a predicted model, not a curated record. NCBI's taxonomy places the organism in Eukaryota, Viridiplantae, Streptophyta, Magnoliopsida, Ericales, Ebenaceae. The coding region runs from base 1 to 651 and encodes 216 amino acids.
AUGGCUCCCUAUGAAGCCUUGUAUGGCCGAAAAUGUAGAUCCCCGGUAUGCUGGACUGAAGUAGGUGAACGACAAAUCUUGGGACCCGAGAUAGUUCAGAAAACGACAGAAAAGAUAAAAAUCAUGCAAGAAAGAAUUAAGGAAGCUCAGAAUCGCCAGAAGUCCUACGCAGAUACAAGAAGAAGGAAAUUAGAGUUUCAAGUAGGCGACAAAGUAUACCUGAAGAUAUCUCCACUAAGGAUGGUGACUAGAAGCAAUAAGAAAAAGGAGAAGUUAAACCCUCGAUAUACAGGGCCAUAUGAUAUAGUGGAAAGAAUUGGACCAGUCGCUUAUCGACUCACUCUACCCUUGGCUCUAUCAAACAUCCAUGACGUGUUUCACGUAUCGCAACUGCGAAAGCAUGAGCCAGAUUCUUCCCAGAUAAUGCCAGCUGAAGCUAUCGAGAUUCAAGAAAAUCUCUCGUAUGUAGAAAAACCGGUCAGUAUUUUGGAUCGCAGGGAUCAAGUCCUAAGGAACAAAUCAAUUCCUCUGGUACAAGUUUUGUGGAGAAACCCCAUAAGCGAAGAAAUAACUUGGGAACAAGAAGAAGAUAUGAAACUCAACUAUCCAUACCUGUUUGAAGACCCUAUAGUUAGUAUGAGUGAGGAAUGA